Penicillium cataractarum is the source of this 1593-nucleotide messenger RNA. RefSeq lists its product as uncharacterized. NCBI's taxonomy places the organism in Eukaryota, Fungi, Ascomycota, Eurotiomycetes, Eurotiales, Aspergillaceae. The record is from RefSeq and is a predicted model, not a curated record. The transcript has 2 exons. Bases 1 to 1593 code for a protein of 530 amino acids.
AUGGAUUUGAAUGACCUCACGAGGCCGGCAAUUCUUUGCCAGUGCUUGCGGUGCUCCAGCUCGCUGGCCGUGCUGGAGAACGAAUGGGGCAAACUAUCCAGCGUCUACGGCGUCGCGACGGCAUGGUUAAGCGUCAAUCUGCAACGUAUCUCAAUUUCUUCGGAGCAGAAACAUAUUCCGCAGACAUCUGAAAUGAGUCUUCUUCGAGGUCGCAUUGCCCAAGAUGUCUCCUGCAAGUUGUGCCAACAGAAACUGGCGGUCCUGUGCGGACUGGAUAAUGGCCCCAACAUUCUCUGGAAGAUGUCAAAGGUGUCAUUCAGAGAGAUCGUGACGAUGCGAACGGCCGACCCCCUAUUCAAAGAUGGAGCCCUUGACAAACUACUCCCACCGCCCCCUCCAAAACCCCCUCGACAUUCCGCCCAGGAUAAUGCAUUGGUACCAUCGGGCGCACAGGAUCUGUUUUCAUUAGAUCCAGCGAUGCAUCAGCAAAUGCAACACCAAGGGCGAAGUAUCGAUCAGAUAUCCAACUCGGUCAACCACUUGCAAGAUACCAUGGCAGACUUGAAGCAUUCAUUCACCUCGCUUCGUAUCGAAUUGAAUGGGCCGAGCCGGAGCAUAAGCGACCACGGAUCCAUCAGUGACCCUGGCUUCGACAUGAUUGCGACGGUUCUGAAGGAGCUAAAGUCCAAGUCGGAUGAAAUUGAAAAGCUAACGCUGGAAAUCGAGGCGUUGAAGUUGAAGAAUCGCUUUAUGGAGGAGCGCAAGCCGGCCAGCCCCGAAUAUCCAUCACAGACAAAUGGAAGGAUAGCUGAUGUACAGAGCCCUGGCCUCCUCCAGGCUGGGAGAAAGCGAGCUUGGCCCGACGCAUUCUCGACUGGUCCGCCAACUGCGAUUGCGGAUUCGUUCGAUGAAGAAGACAUGGUGGAUGACCUGCCACUCGAGAACUUGCCAACAUACAAUGUCCGUGUGCCGCCUAAACAGCCCACACGCCAGUUACCUUCCGGCCCAGCUCAGCUUCGCAUAGAGGCUAGACAAAAUGACAGCACCCCAACCAGUACUCCACCUGCAAGUCACCCACAACAGAACGUGGCUAAGCGGCCACGGCUUACGCAAACCAAGGAUUCUCAAUUAAAUUCAGAAAAACCGCGCGGCCGGCCGCGAAAGUCCAACGUUGCUGAACCACAGGCAGAACCUACAACUGCCUCGACCUCGCAGAAUUCUUCCAUUCAGGUUCCGAUAGCGCCCUCCAGUCCAGACCAACAGACUACUAAGCGCCGUCGUCUUCGCCGGAGCACGCGCUCACAGUCUUUUGGGCCGACUUCAAUGCCCGCACAGGUUGAAGCAGGGGAAACACCUGCUCAAGAGCCAUCACCAACAAACGGUGCAGAGAGCAAUGGCAAUCAUGAUGCGCAGCAAAAUGGCGAAUCGGCGUCCGCCACAGCAAAGGGGUCCGCCAAAAAUGGUGCAAAGACCGCCGAGGAGGCACGGGUUACGGAGGAGGAGAAACGCAAGGCCAAGAUCGCGGCGCGGGACGCCAUGACUCGGAGGGCUAUGGAGCAGGAGGAACGGAUGGAAACGGAUGGUUCUCGUUGA